AUGGCAGCUUCACAUGCCGAAGCAGUUAGGGAAACGUGUCAGGAAGAGCGGGAGGAUGGUUCGGCGGUCCGUCUCAGUCUCAGUCCAAGGUCUGUGGCGCGCCUGGGGCUCCCCGAUCCCGCCGGCCGAGCGGGCUCCUAUUUAACCUGGCCGCGGAGCUGGGCCGCCACUGACUCUCUGUGCCGCGGUGGUGGAACCAGUGCUGAUCGACGCACCGAUACUUGGAACACUAUGCUUAGACUGCUGAUGGUGUGCGGCUGUCUGGCGGCCUGCCUGGCUGCUCCGCAGAGACAGCAGUUCGCUCAGCAGCAGCAGCAGUUCGCUCAGCAGCAGCAGCAGCAGUUCCGGCCGACCGCGAGGCCCUCCACCACCACCCCCGUGCCGAUCCUGCGUCAGAUCUCCAACUCCAACGAGGACGGAUCCUACACUUACGGCUACGAAGCCGCCGACGGCUCCUUCAAGCUGGAGACGCGCAAAGCCAACGGCGAGGUGUUCGGCAAGUACGGCUACAUCGACGCCCAGGGCGAGCUGAUCACCAUCGAGUACGGCGCCAAUCAGCAUGGCUUCCAGCCGUCCGGCAAGGGCAUCACCGUUGCGCCGCCCACCCUCGUCGAUGAGUCCAGCAAGGACUACGACUACAUCGACGAGGAGCCCGUGGCGCCGGUGCGCAGCCAGAGCCGCCCUGCCGCCCCCGCCCCCGCCCGCGCCCCGGUCCGUGCCGCCGCCCCGGCGCCCGCGCCCGUCUCCGUGGCCCGGCCGGUCGCCCAGCCGAUUGCCAAGGAGGAGUUCGACAGCAGGUUUGCCGAUUUCGACGCCAGGAUCGCCAGGCUCUUCAGCCGUGCUUAAGUGAUUAUCUAUGUUUUGCUUCUGAGAAGUGUCAUUUUCAUUUAUUUCGCUGACAAUAUAUCAUGAUGUUUAAAAAGUCA
Molecule: messenger RNA, 926 nt
Organism: Amphibalanus amphitrite
Lineage: Eukaryota; Metazoa; Arthropoda; Thecostraca; Balanomorpha; Balanidae
Exons: 2
Coding region: 1-846 (281 amino acids)
Cellular component (GO): chitin-based extracellular matrix
Molecular function (GO): structural constituent of chitin-based larval cuticle
Source: RefSeq, a predicted model, not a curated record